GGUGGCAAAAGUGACAGUGAGAAGUUAGAUUCAAGAGGAAAUGGAAGAGAAGUGGAAGACAACAGCUCUGCUUGUCAUAGACAUGCAGAAAGAUUUUAUUCUUCCAAAUAAAUUCCAGCUGCUACCUGGAGGCCAAGCUAUUAUCCCCAAUGUUAUUAAAGCAGUUGAAAUUGCAAGGCAGCGUGGCAUUUUUAUAGUUUGGGUUGUUAGAGAACAUGACCCAAUUGGAAGAGAUGUGGAACUCUACCGCUUGCACUUGUAUGGUAAAGACAAAGAAACAACACCAGUUAAGAAGGGCAGUGUUGGUGCAGAACUAGUUGAUGGCUUAGAGAUCCAAGAAGGUGACUUCAAGCUUGUUAAGACUCGUUUCAGUUCCUUCUUUGGUACCAAUCUUCAUUCAGUACUUCAAAGGGUUGGCAUCGACAGCUUAGUUGUGACAGGAAUUCAAACACCAAACUGUGUCAGGGCCACAGUGUUCGAAGCAGUGGAAUUGGACUACCCAUCUAUAUCAAUCAUUACUGAUGCCACAACAGCUUUUACAUCAGAAAUACAUGCUGCUAAUCUUUUGGACAUGAAAAAUAUUGGAGUUGCAACACCAACACUGAAGCAGUGGUGCGAGUCCAGUCCAUAA
Telopea speciosissima is the source of this 631-nucleotide messenger RNA. RefSeq names its product probable inactive nicotinamidase At3g16190. The coding region runs from base 41 to 631 and encodes 196 amino acids. The record is from RefSeq and is a predicted model, not a curated record. The transcript is spliced from 5 exons. NCBI's taxonomy places the organism in Eukaryota, Viridiplantae, Streptophyta, Magnoliopsida, Proteales, Proteaceae.